Pteropus alecto (black flying fox) is the source of this 4761-nucleotide messenger RNA. It is a transcript of the gene KLC1, whose product is annotated as kinesin light chain 1. The transcript has 16 exons. The record is from RefSeq and is a predicted model, not a curated record. The coding region runs from base 98 to 2029 and encodes 643 amino acids. Gene Ontology annotation, cellular component: membrane-bounded organelle; cytoplasm; kinesin complex. NCBI's taxonomy places the organism in Eukaryota, Metazoa, Chordata, Mammalia, Chiroptera, Pteropodidae. Gene Ontology annotation, biological process: axo-dendritic transport. Gene Ontology annotation, molecular function: kinesin binding.
ACGGACCUAGCCCUUGUUCCGCUACUCUGAUCGUUCCCGUGUUCCUUUGCUGGCUCGCUUUCUUCGUGCCGUGACUGCUUCUCAAGCCUUUGUCUGAAUGUAUGACAGCAUGUCCACAAUGGUGUACAUAAAGGAAGACAAGCUGGAGAAGCUCACGCAGGAUGAAAUUAUUUCUAAGACAAAGCAAGUGAUCCAGGGGCUGGAAGCUCUGAAGAAUGAACACAAUUCCAUUUUGCAAAGUUUACUCGAGACACUGAAGUGUUUGAAGAAAGAUGAUGAGAGUAAUCUGGUGGAGGAGAAAUCAAACAUGAUCCGAAAGUCACUGGAAAUGUUGGAGCUGGGCCUGAGUGAGGCACAGGUCAUGAUGGCUCUGUCCAGUCACCUGAAUGCCGUGGAGUCGGAGAAACAGAAGCUGCGUGCGCAGGUCCGCCGUCUCUGCCAGGAGAACCAGUGGCUGCGGGAUGAACUGGCCAGCACGCAGCAGAAGUUGCAGAAGAGCGAGCAGUCCGUGGCCCAGCUGGAGGAGGAGAAGAAGCACCUGGAAUUCAUGAACCAGCUAAAGAAGUACGACGACGACAUCUCUCCGUCCGAGGAUAAAGACAACGAUUCCACCAAAGAGCCCCUGGACGACCUUUUCCCAAAUGACGAUGACGACCCCGGCCAGGGGAUCCAGCAGCCACACAGCAGCGCCGCCGCCGCCGCCCAGCAGGGCGGCUACGAGAUCCCGGCGCGGCUGCGCACCCUGCACAACCUGGUCAUCCAGUACGCCUCGCAGGGCCGCUACGAGGUGGCCGUGCCCCUCUGCAAGCAGGCGCUGGAGGACCUGGAGAAGACGUCCGGCCACGACCACCCGGAUGUGGCCACCAUGCUGAACAUCCUGGCCUUGGUGUACAGAGACCAGAAUAAAUACAAAGACGCAGCUAAUCUACUGAAUGAUGCCUUGGCCAUCCGCGAAAAAACUUUGGGCAAAGAUCAUCCCGCGGUGGCAGCGACGCUGAACAACCUCGCAGUGCUGUACGGCAAGAGGGGCAAGUACAAGGAGGCGGAGCCGCUGUGUAAGAGGGCCCUGGAGAUCAGAGAGAAGGUUUUGGGAAAGGAUCACCCUGACGUCGCCAAGCAGCUAAAUAACUUGGCCUUACUGUGCCAGAACCAGGGCAAGUACGAGGAAGUGGAGUACUAUUACCAGAGGGCCCUGGACAUCUACCAGACUAAGCUGGGGCCCGACGACCCCAACGUGGCCAAAACAAAGAACAACCUGGCCUCCUGCUACCUGAAGCAAGGGAAAUUCAAGCAGGCAGAGACACUGUACAAGGAGAUUCUCACCCGUGCGCAUGAAAGGGAGUUUGGUUCUGUAGACGAUGAAAAUAAACCCAUCUGGAUGCACGCCGAAGAAAGAGAAGAAUGCAAAGGAAAGCAGAAGGACGGGACAUCCUUCGGAGAGUAUGGCGGCUGGUACAAAGCCUGCAAAGUCGAUAGUCCAACUGUUACAACUACUUUGAAAAACCUUGGGGCACUUUACAGACGCCAAGGCAAAUUUGAAGCUGCAGAAACAUUGGAAGAAGCAGCCAUGAGGUCACGUAAACAGGGUCUCGAUACAGCUCACAAGCAGAGAGUGGCUGAAGUGCUGAAUGACCCUGAGAGCACGGAGAAGCGCAGAAGCCGCGAGAGCCUCAACGUGGACGUGGUCAAGUACGAGAGCGGCCCUGACGGGGGCGAGGAAGUGAGUAUGAGCGUGGAGUGGAACGGGGAUGGCACUGGAUAUUUAAAACGCAGUGGUUCCUUUAGCAAACUCCGAGCCUCAAUUAGACGCAGCAGCGAGAAGCUGGUUAGGAAGCUGAAGGGAGGAAGUUCCCGAGAGAGUGAGCCCAAGGACCCCGGCAUGAAGCGUGCCAGUUCUCUGAGUGUCCUUAACGUGAGUGGCAAGGCAGCAGAAGACCGUUUUCAAGACCGAACUAAUUGUCUAGCAGACUCAAGAGGUCUGAGUGCCAGCCACACCGACCUGGCCCGCUGCGGGCCGAGGCCGAGCUAGCUGAGCCCUGAGGCUGCCGGGCCGGGCCCGGCCCUCCCCUAGGCAGUGACCCCCACCAGCCCAGGGGGGCUGCCCGCAUUCCGUUAAGUGGCCCGCCGUCCUGGGGCCGGACAGCUGCCCGAGCACGCCCGCAGACCCGGCGGGCGCAGCGGCUUCAGCACGCCCGGAGUCGCCGCUGCCACGGACUCGUGCCCUUCCCGCCACGGCAGCAGGAUCCGUUCAGUGCUAACUUAAACACCACACUGAGUAGGCUGCGGGUCAGGGAGCGGCAGCCUUAAGCCACACACCCUGUGAGGAUCUGCACCCCGAUCCUCGGGGGAGUGAGCGGGAGGCAGGACGGGACAGUGGCCAGCGGCUGUUCCCUCUGGGAGGUCGUCCAGCCUCCGUGCAGUGGGACACCCCCUGCUGGACAUGGCCUGGGCCCACGCUCACCCCUUGUGGCCAUUCUCUGUCCUGGCCCCAACUCUAAGCAGCAUUAGUAAUAAAAGGCUUUUCCGGUAGCGUCGAGCACCACAGUGGGCACUUGGACAGGAGCGUUGUCACAUCCGGCCUGAGGCCUGGUUCCGUAAGGGAGGUCGGGGGCCUGACCGAUGGGUACGACGCUUCUAAGCAGAUGACAAGAUGAAGCUCCAGAUGACAGCUGUGCAGAGGGGCACGGCAUGCGAUGGCUCAGAAGCUUCUUCCUCUAAUUUGACGGGGGUCUGUGAGCGUCCCUGUGGGAGACUAACGUAAUGACGCAGGCGAUGUCACAGCAGAGGCCUAGUGUGUGUGUAUUACUAGGCACCUCUUCCUGUGACUGGCACUGGGCUGCGUACGCGCCCACAGGGGCUCACGGAGAGUUCACCGAGGACUCUGGGCAACUCGCUGGAUUUACUGGGGACUCCCUCCGGGGUGCCCUGGAGUCCACAUGUGGUUCAGCCAGAGUGGGGGCUCGGGGCCGGAGGCAGCACGCCUGGGGUCUUGUCACAGCGAGGCUUUCCUGGGAGUUUCCUGUAAUUUAGUGUCACCUGUGGCACAGCAUGCUUGUGGUGAAAGCGCACUUUUUCUCAUGGCACUCGCAGCUGUGCCCUGCUGUGCCCGCGGCCCCCGCAGACUGUCCCCUCCAGCCUGCCCUGUUGGCCACGCCCCUUUUUGACACUGUAUUUUUGCGGCUGUCACGCAUCAGGACGCACUCUCUCGACGCUCUCCAGAGGUGCUUAAAACUUGACGGGUCGUAGAAACCAGUCAGCAGCGGAGAGCACAGUUGUGUCCUCGCGUAGAGUGGACGCUGCGGCCUGCAGUUCAAGUCUCAGCGGGAGGGGCAAGCUGGUGCUGCCGGGGGGUCAUCUGCGCCCCGUCCCUGUCAGGAGGCGGACCUGGGAGCUGUUCGUUUCCUCCCUGCUGUCUGCAGCUGGAGCUCUGACAGCACGUGGAAACCCCCGCGGGCUCCCGUCGUGACCGCCCCCUCCGGACCAGCAAAGGCUAUUCAGGGAGAGCAAACACGGGCCCAAACAAUUUAAUUUUAAGCUCCCAGUUGCUGGAAACAGGCCGUCUCUGCAGGGACCUUUUUCGAACCUGACCUGGCUAGGAGCCCGUUGGCCCGGGUCCCUCGGUGGCUUGUGGUGGCCUUUGCAGGGUGUGUGGGGAGUGUUCGGUGUGAGGCCAGAGGCCUCCUGAAGCCAGGUGCGACACCCUUCCCAUCCCAGGGGAUGCCGCAUGGGAGUCUGCGGUCCGAUUUCUCAACUUAGACCCGAACAGAGAUGGGCCAGGUCGUAGCCCACUUCUGGUCUGAAUCGUAACUUUCUCCAAGAGCAGCAGUGGGUCCAGCUGUCCCCCAGUGCUGUCCUUUCCCAGUGAGGGGCCCUAAGGGAGCCAGCCCUCGUCCAUACGUAGUUCCUGUCAAGGUAGAGUCCCUGAGAGGAUGGAUGUGGGCUGGAGCCAUGCUGUCUCAGCAGGAGAGUCUGAAGGCCGAGGUCCAGGCAGGGCAAGCAGCGCGGCCCCCAUGGGCUCCUGGGCUGGGUCCUGCAGCUGUCUUUGUUUACAGUGUUAGAUUCAAAUAGUUAUUUUCUGGAAUUAAAAAAAAAAUUUCCAUGACCUGUUGGGUCAGGGAGCUGCUAGGAAUAUCAUGUAAUUAGAAAUUCAGUAAGAUUAAGUAUCACUAAGAAUAGUUUGUAAUAAAGUAUCUCAUCAUCCUAACUGUGGGAUGUUCUUGGAAGCAGUUCUGAUAUGUUUGUAUUUGCACUUAAUUGUGAGCAGUGACUGUGUGAUCAUCAGACUUCUGAGAACUAUAAAGUGGCACUUGGAUGGCACUGACCAAAGGCGGGUUCAGGUCAGCUGAGUGGGUCUGGUCGGGGCAGACGGCAAUUUCCGUGACCUGGGCGGGCCCACAAACUAGUUCCCCAGCGCCAUAGGGGAGGCCUAGUGGUUUGCAGUGGAACUAAGCUCCGUGGGCAUGUGGGGGUGUUGGGGCAGUGAGGAUGAGCUGGGGGAGUGCCCAUGGUGGGGAUGGUACGUAGCAAGAGGCCCAGGACAGCAGUGGUGGGUGCUCCUUAGGGACUGGCGUUUGGAUGGGGCUGGGGGCACCCCGGGGCUGUAUGCAGCUGCCAACCUGGCGGGCAGGUGCAGCUCGCUGGUCAUCGUUAACUUCCAUUCUGCCUGGGGGCUGUAGUUUUGUUUGUGUGACUUAACUAGAAAUCAUUUGGAAUUAUUUAUGUUUAAUGACAAAAAUAAAGUGUUUUAUUUCCUGUUGUGAA